Lemur catta (Ring-tailed lemur) is the source of this 592-nucleotide messenger RNA. Its product is annotated as cystatin-9-like. Gene Ontology annotation, biological process: antimicrobial humoral response. The transcript is spliced from 5 exons. Gene Ontology annotation, molecular function: cysteine-type endopeptidase inhibitor activity. The record is from RefSeq and is a predicted model, not a curated record. NCBI's taxonomy places the organism in Eukaryota, Metazoa, Chordata, Mammalia, Primates, Lemuridae. The coding region runs from base 50 to 592 and encodes 180 amino acids.
GAGCCGGGCCUGAAAGGGCAAAGGCAGGGGGUGUCCGGGCACCUGCACCAUGUCGUGUCUGCCAUGGGCGAGGGCUCUGCCCUGGGUGCUGCUGCUGCUUCUCUCAGGCUUGCAGCUCCUGGUGACCCAGGCCUGGCCUUUCAAAGUGCGGGAGAACUGGAAUGACCAAGGAUCCACAGCAGAAUACUUCCCUGCCACAGUGGAGUUCGCCUUGCACACAUUCAACCAGCAGAACCAGGACUGGCAUGCCUACAGGCUGGUGAGCAUCCUGGACUCCAGGAAGGAGGAGCAGUAUGAGAAUAUGGUGUUCUCCAUGAACCUACUGUUGGGCCAAACCACGUGUGGAAAAUUUGAGGAUGACAUUGACAACUGCCGCUUUCUAGAAAGCCCAAACCUGAACAACUGGGGAGCCCUGCUGGGCAGGCAGCUCAGCUGCCUGCACCUAGGUCACGGGCCUUCAUACUGCUCUUGUGUCCCUGGGGUCCCACUCUCCUCGGCCCAGAUGUUGACCUGCUUCUUCACUGUCAGCACCCAGCCCUGGAUAACACAGUUCAAGCUCCUGAACAAGACCUGCUCGGAGGGGGUCCCCUGA